Molecule: messenger RNA, 10229 nt
Organism: Malaya genurostris
Lineage: Eukaryota; Metazoa; Arthropoda; Insecta; Diptera; Culicidae
Product: integral membrane protein GPR180-like
Exons: 7
Coding region: 421-2097 (558 amino acids)
Biological process (GO): G protein-coupled receptor signaling pathway; response to pheromone
Source: RefSeq, a predicted model, not a curated record
UUGUUACGACUUUCGUGUUUGUCGCGUUGUAAAACUACAUUCAUUCAUAUUUUGCUUCCCCAAACAGUUUCAAUUCAACAUUCUGUGCUUUUAUGAAAAUUCCAACACGACAGUUUACUAAAAAGUGCUUGUUUUAGAUGCUUCCAAAACGGGUACCGAAUUUGUUCAAAUGGGUCAUGUUAUACUGAAGAAUCGUACUGAAAUAACUACAGAUUAGCGACCGCCACCUAAUGUCGAGGAUUAGUGAACGAACCACUUAAGUCUUUUUUAUUUUGUGUGGUGGGUGGAAAAAAGGGGGUGGCGAAACGCGCCCUUGCAGGAUUUUGCAGAUACCUUUAGAAAAGUGAAAGUAAAACUAGGGCAGCAUCUGCACAAAAGGCAAGUGGAGCAAGUGCCUCAGGAUUUCUAACAACAGCGACUAUGUUCGUGAAACGAGGAAUGCGAGUGCUAACGCUGGUAUUACUGAUGGUGUUAACUGGCCAUCAGCCAUCCGACGGUGCCCAUCUAUCCGGUUCCUUUCCAGUGGACGGAUUUUUUCGUUUCCUGAUCAAAUUUGGCUUCCAAAAAACGGAAAAGCAUUCGCAGAAAAAUACGGAAUCCGACACAUUCGGGUAUAUCUACGGGAACAUUACGUCGCACUGGAACUUCUCGGUGCCAAUUACGCUGGCAGUGCUGGACAAGCACAAUUUUCUGGAAUACUACGCCAACAGGAACAACUACAAUCGGGAAGUGGCGUGUCAGCGAAUGUUCGACAAAUUAGAUAAGGUGGCCUUCAACCGCGGAUGCAACAAGGCAGCGGAAGCAGAUUACCUACGAAGGGUGCCCUGCGAAAAGGGAAAGCUUUGCUCGGACGAAGACAAUCCGACCAAUGUUGUAGCAGGCAGCCAGUUCACCUACGUGAUUAGUGACCCUAACGUGCCGAGAUUCUGGUAUGUCUCCCUGGUAUCCUGCUAUCAGAAUGUCACUACCUGUCAGUGGCACUAUUACGACUAUCGAAAGUAUCACCCGGACGCACUACCCCAGAUCGACUACGACAUUCAGCUGGUUAAUGGGAACCCGAAUCGGCAGAGUCUGUCCUUUUUCAACCCGCUGCUGUUCCAUUUUUCCUUUGAUCAGCAGAACACGCUGGAAAUGUAUCUGAUAUUUUUCGUUAUAUACUUGGUGAUGGUACCGAUGCAAAUCUACGCCGUGCGACUGCAGAAACAUCCCGUUACGAGACUGUUCACCAUCAGUCUAGCUCUGGAAUUCAUCAGCGUGUGUCUGCUGUUGAUUCACACCGUUCGAUAUGCGAUGAACGGUGUGGGUAACGAGAGGUUGGCGAUUACGGGAGAUAUUUUUGAUAUUUUCAGCAGGACUUCAUUCAUGCUGAUAUUACUUCUGUUGGCGAAAGGCUGGGCAGUCACACGAAUGCAAAUUUCUGUCAGCAGCUGGAUCUUACUGAUGGUUAUUUGGAUUCCUUACUGUGCUAUUCACGUGCUCUUGUACAUAUGGAAUAGGACUGAGGUCGACAUAAUAUCCGACAUCGACGAAUAUCAAACGUGGCCCGGAUGGUUGGUGCUCGCCUGCAGGUCCACUAUGAUGUUGUGGUUUCUGUGGGAGCUACGAACAACGAUGAAGUACGAGCAUUCCACUCAGAAGUUGGAUUUCCUACUGCAUUUCGGAGCCUCAAGUCUAGUGUGGUUCAUUUAUUUGCCAAUAGUGGCCAUAAUUGCAGUUAACGUUAAUCCACUGUGGCGAUAUAAGUUGUUGCUAGGAAUAACCAAUUCAGCAGACUGUCUUGCAUACUGCGUAAUGAUGGGUCUAUUGUGGCCGAAUCGGGCCGGCCAAUAUCUGCUGCUGACGGGUAUUAACUAUGUCGGUAUGGACGAACUGGAAGAGUUCAACGAGGCACCGCACGUGGUUCAAAGGGACUCGGACGUACUGCGGGUGGACUGCGAUGAUGACUUCGUUGAAAAUGACGACGAAAUCGAAACCAUGGUGCUGAGCACGGAUGAUCUGUUGAACAACGGGGGCGCCAAUCACCAUCAGCCGCAGGUGGUGAGUAGCGGAGGUAGCAAACCGCUGGUGCUUAACGGCCGCAGUCGGAACAUUCUGUAAGUGUGUGUAUGUAUUUCUAACAGUAAUCUACGGUAUAACUUUACACCUGUGACCAACACGGGCGGAACGAAUUUUGUACAUACUAGGUCAAACGAUUUUUAUGAAAUUUUUCAAAACUGCUCUUAUUAUUAUGGAUUGAUAUUGAAUCUUCGAACGGAAGUCACGUGAAAGUAUAGAUAAUAAAUGAAGAAGAAAAAAAAUACAAAAACGAAAAAUCAGACUAUGUGCCAUACCGAAACAAAUUAUUUCGUCGCUUGUUGAUAUGUAGGAAGAAUCUAUGAAACGGAUUAGUAAGCACAAAGCUGUUAGAGCACUCCUCUUAAGACUAGAAGCUGAAGAUUGAUGGCUGAGCAACCGGAUGCUUCAGUAGUUAUUUUGUCCGUUUUUUUGCCAGUAGCGCAAGCGUUGUGAGGCACCUUCCAGUAGUUAAGGCAUAACAAGUGUGUGAUAUAGAAGGAAAGAUAGCAAUUACCCGCAAGCUAAGGAUAACGAUGUUAUUUGUACAUAGGAUUUUAUCAAAUAUGAACCUUUCAGAAUGUAGCAAAAACUUAAUUAGUGAACGAGGAAAGUAUUUCAAUAGAUACUGCGUUUUGUCAGUGUUUGAUCUCUUUAGUAAUCCACAUUAGACCUCCGGCGUUCGUUGGGUCUGAUUCUGGCUGGAAGGGCCUUUUAGCUAGAGAGUACCAUUAACGGAACGAAGAUAGACACUGGAACCGGUUCUUUCAACUGAUUCGACGAACAGUGCAUUUAACUUUUACUGUACUGAUAUUUAGAAUAGAACAGCAUUUUCUUGCUUUCUUCAAUAGCGCUCAGUGUAACUCUUUUUUGUUCAAUUUUCGUACUAUUUCUAGGCUCUAUUUGUACUAGGUUGUUAACCAUUUUGAUGAUAUUGAGUGACCUAUCUCCAGAAAAAAAACUUGAUAUUACCCAGUAUUUUUUAUUGAAAUUUUGUAUCAGUUUUAUUAGCAUCGCAAACUGAUAGAAGCAUACCGCAAUCACGAACCGUCACGUUUUACGUUAGCAAGCUUAUUAUUUUAAACUCCAGAAAAAAUUGAGCUUGUAUUCAAAACACACGAAGAGAGAGGAAACAUUUUCGUCUGUCACUUCAUCAAAAGAGAGUAUCAAUGCCAACGUCGCUCGUUUUCCUACGACAAGAUGAAAACAAUUUGAUCACAUUUGCAUGAUGAAUUUAGUCGAAUUUCAAUUCUCAUGCAAUAUAUUGAAAAUCUGGGCGGUUUGGGGAUAAAGAGAGUCUACAAUAUAAUAAACCAAAUUUAUUACACUCUGGAACCUCUUGCGAAACUAAAACGACUAUAGAUACGAACACCAACAGGUUAAAAUCAUUGUGUAUCGUUCUCUGUCAUUGUCGAUGUUCGAAGCUUCGGUUGAAUGUCGAUAAAAGAAAACAAUUUCCGAUUCAAUCGUUGACUGGACAUGGAUCACGGUCUCAACAUUUGCAAACGGAGCUGAAAGUGAUACUUAUGUUGAGUCAAGGAGAAUGACCUCUAUUAACCCAUUAUGUCCUAGCGUAUGAUAUAUCAUACGCAAAACUUCCUAUAUUUUAAUACAUGUUUACUUUAGAAGUUUGAUACCUAACAGCUUUACUAGAGCACUAGUUGAUAGUUUACACUUUUGAUUUCUUUGUAAGAAAAAAUUGAGCAAAAGCGCAGAUUGUCAUCCCGUCCUUUGAGUCAAUAAAGAAUCUCUCUCUAAUGGCUUCGACAUAAUAGAUAUAAGGUAUCACGCUUUCUUUAAAGAAUUACUCAUACUUGAACGUUCGCCCGACGCAACAAAAUAAACUUUGAAACAGUUCCUUGUACAGUUUUUAAGCAGUGAGAAAGUUUUCUCAGAACUUGUUCUGUAUAUUCAAGUUGCCAAAAAGUGCCACGCGUUCUUUAGGGCUCUAAUAAGGUGGAUAUUGUUCAGGUAUUGAUCUUACCAAUUUGAACAUUCUUCUCAGAAUUUCAAAUAUAACAGUUCGGCUGAAAAGUUCGUAUCGUUUAAUAGAAACACACAGAAACACACGUUUUUAUUAUUCAACAUAAUUACCAGAGACGAUACAGCGAUUAUAGCGAUCUUCCAACUUUUCGAUACCAUUUUUGUAGUACGAUUUGUCCUUUGCCUCAAAAUAGGCCUCAGUUUCAGCGAUUACCUCUUCAUUGCUUCUAAAUUUUUUACCAGCGAGCAUUCUCUUGAGGUCUGAGAACGGGAAAAAGUCACUGGGGGCCAAAUCUGGAGAAUACGGUGGAUGAGGGAGCAAUUCCAAGCCCAAUUCGUUCAAUUUCAGCAUAGAUUCAUCGACUUGUGACACGGUGCAUUGUCUUGAUGAAACAAAACUUUUUUCUUCUUCAAAUGAGGCCGUUUUUUGAAAUUUCGUCCUUCAAACGCUCUAAUAACGCUAUAUAAUAGUCACUGUUGAUGGUUUUUCCCUUUUCAAGGUAGUCGAUGAAAAUUAUACCAUGCGAAUCCCAAAAUACAGACGCCAUAACCUUACCGGCCGAUUGUUGAGUCUUUCCACGCUUUGGGUUCGGCUCAUCGCGUGCAGUCCACUCAGCUGACUGUCGAUUGGACUCCGGAGUGAAGUGAUGGUGCCAUGUUUCGUCCAUUUUUCUUUUCUUUUUCUUUCAUUUUUUUCACAAUAACAAAAGUAGCUUCACUCAAAAUGCAAUAUCUCACAAACUAAUAAUCAGACAGCUGUCAAAUUUAUACACGUAUCUUUUGAAAGUUGGUACUAACUGAAAAUGGUAUGGAUUUAAUUCUAGUGGCGCCCUCUCAUAGAAACGAUCGAUUUUAUUUCGAUAUAACAGCUCCAAACACUGCUCAGAAUCCUCAAUUCGUUGUUGUUUUUGAUCGAUUGUGAGCUCACGCGGCACCCAUUUUGCACAAAGCUUUCUCAUAUCCAAAUAUUCGUGAAUAAUAUGUCCAACACGUUCCUUUGAUAUCUUCAGGGUGCCAGCUAUCUCGAUCAACUUCAUUUUACGGUCAUUGAAAAUCAUUUUGUGGAUUUUUUUCACGUUUUCAUCGGUAACAGCCUCUUUUGGACGUCCACUGCGUUCAUCGUCUUCGGUGCUCAUAUGACCAGUACGAAAUUUUGCAAACCACUUACGAAUUGUUGCUUCGCCCGAUGCAGAGUCUGGAUAACACUCAUCAAGCCAUUUUUUGGUAUCGGCGGCACUUUUUUUCAUCAAAAAGUAUUGUUUCAUCAACACACGAAAUUUCUUUUUUUUUCAUUUUUUUCACAAUAACAAAAGUAGCUUCACUCAAAAUGCAAUAUCUCACAAACUAAUAAUCAGACAGCUGUCAAAUUUAUACACGUAUCUUUUGAAAGUUGGUACUAACUGAAAAUGGUAUGGAUUUAAUUCUAGUGGCGCCCUCUCAUAGAAACGAUACGAACUUUUCAGCCGAUCUGUUAAAAUGGCAAUAUAAAUCCAUUAUGAUAAUAAUAUUGAACAUUGAUAUCUAAUUGCCACUUAUUGUGUGCGCUAAAUCAUUAGAAAGCAAAUGCAAGAAAAAUUUAUUAGUUUGACAUUAGCGCUUCUACAGAACAACCUUUUCAUUGAUUCAUUUAAAAAUUUUCUGAUUUGUUAAACUCUAACUCUUUAUCUAACUCCAUUACACAUAAUCCAUCAACUGGUAAACGAUAUCAAAACUUUUUCUCCUGUAUACAGCGGUUUUUCAGAACAGUCAUAUGCAUUCCGUUAUUGAGUCAUUUGGCAAGCAAUAAUUUUGAUAUCCGAUUAAGCACGUGGCUCGAAAUGACAAAUAACAUGAAUCAAGUAUGCAUGUGAAAUCUCUACACAAAACUAUUCGUUGCGCGCCAAACGAUUUUUUCAACGAUCUAGUUUUCUUUUUUACGACGACCAAACACUUAUGCAACUCGUUGCGCGCCAAACAUCAAUCGUAGAUCUAACAAUCAUUGGCGACUUUUUCAGUGGAAAAUUCCAUAGUCCAUAUAAAACAACUUUAUGGAUUUUUCCCACUUUUCCGGCAAGUUUUCCAAAUUUCUUUAUGUAAGAACCCGGUGGGGGUAAAAACUAAUCAAACAAAAAAGAACCUUGUAAAUCCGUCCAUCCGUUCUUACGUGAUGCGAUUACAAAGAAUGUUUCAUGUCUCAGUUUCAUGAAAAUAGUUUUCGAUGAAUCUACUCUGUGUCUGUUACAGUUCAUUAAUGUCGUUUUCGCUUGAUGCCAAACCUAACCUAGUUUCCACUCUAACUGCUGUCAAAAAGUUUGUUUGGAGCCAGUUUCGAACCUAGUUUCAACGUUAUUGAACUGAAAAUCGAGCCAGUUUCGAACCGAUAUGCACAAGUUUGAAGUUUUACGUCUUGUUAAUUUUUAAAUAUAUGCAGGGUUGUUACGGUCGCGCGGAUUUCGCGGUUUUCGCGGAUUUCGCGAUUUUCGCGGAUUUGGCGCGGUUUCUGCUAAGAUUUUGAUGCUAUGGCGCGGAUUUAGCGCGAAUUUCAGAAAACAUCAUUCCAUAAAAUUCUUUGCAAAUUUUUGAAACUUGUGAGUUUUAUGAAACCCUAAAAAAUUAAAGAUGGGCGAACGUUUCAGCAAUUGGUCGAGAUGGCCGAAUUUUCCCUUGAUAAAACUAAAAUUUACUAGAAGGAGGUUCUAGCCAAUGUUUUCUUCAGUGGACAAAAUUUCGAUUUUAUGCUUUUCGAUCUCGAGUGAUACAAGUUGCUAUUUCAACAUUUUGCACCCAAGGAUAUUGAUGUCAGAUGGAAGAUAUCGUCUCAGUGAUAAUACAUUCAAUAAUGCAAAGAUUGCGAUUUGCGAUGCGAUUCUUCAAUAAUAUGGUAACAAAUUUUGUGUAUGAUAAAAAUCGAAUUCUUAAAGCAAAAUUUACACGACAUGCUUACGAAGCGAAGUCUGACAAUAAAAGAAACGAAGAAGUUCUGGGAUUCUAUUCGUGGUGAUAAGAAAGUGUUCUAAUAGUUAGUUGGUUCCACUAUCCAACAUUUUCAAUUGUUCUUUCCGUUCUGGAAUUUUUCCUGAAAUAUGGAAGAAAUCAUAUGUGAACAAGGGUAUAGUAUCCAACUACUUUGGAAUUGUUGCUUUGUGCGCUGUAUCGAAGCUGUUUGAAAUUAUAGUUCUGGAUUUUAUAACACAUAGUUGCUCUGACUACAUGUCAGAGACUCAGCUUGGAUCCAUGCCAAAGCUUUCAACUUCCCCUGCUGCGUUCGACGAAAUAAAUCAUCACAUAACGAUCUCCAAGUUAGGUAGACUGGGAUUAAAUGGAUCAUUUUUUAAUUGGCUUCGAUCAUAUCUAACUGGUAAUGAAAUGAUAGUGAAAAAAGGAGCCUGUUCAACCUCACCAAGUGCUGUUACAUCUGGAGUUUCUCAAGGAAGUCACCUUGGACCGUUCAUAAUUUUAUUGUAUCUCAACGAUUUAAAUUUUUCGAUCAAGUGUAUGAAACUAUCGUUCGCUGAUGACUUUCGUAUUUCAUAUUUCAAAAUUGUUUAAAUGCCACUAAAUGCUCCGUCGUCUCUUUUUGUAGCAAAAAGUCUGUAUUCAAGUUCGACUAUAAUAUGCCACAAACUGUUCUCGAAAGCGCAUCGUCUGUUAAGGACCUGGGUGUUCUGGAAAGCAAGUUAAAUUUUAAAGAGCACAUAGAACUUUCAAUUGUUACAAUUUGACAUUCGACGUCGUAGUUUUCCUAUUUUUUUCUUCGGAUUCCCUAUGUUAGAACUAAUUAUGGAUAUAACGAGCUCAUUGCUAGCAUGUUCCGCAUAUUUAACAAAUGUUUCAAUUCUUUCGACUUUCAUUUAUCACGUAAUGUUAUCAAGAAAUCGUUUCUUAUGUUACUGUCUCAUUAGAUGUAGUUACUAUAGAAGCACUAGAUUUAAGCAAAUGUAUCAUUUGGAUGAUUUUGAUCUAUUGAUGCAAAAGAUGAGGAGUUUUUAUGCCUGCUGGAGAACAAAUUUGACAGAAACUAAUUCCAGUGGGCUUUUCCCUGAUUCAAAUAAAAGAAGAAAAGAUGAUUUCCUCCUCAGACAUUCAGAGUGAAAUCUGACAACAAAAGAAGGCGCUAUUAUAAUUGCAACUGAUACUAAAAAGAGUGAAUCAGAUCAUCCUGAUGUGGUCUACCUAAAAAUUCUUCUUACCAAGAAGGAAAUGUUUGCCGAGCAAAAAGAUGUCGAAACAAAAAACAAAUAUCUUCGAUGAAAUGUGUAAGCAUUUUUAUUUUUACUGUAACAUUUUCCGUACAUCAGAGAGUAUUAAUUAAGGAUCAAGAAUAAACCAAGUUAGCUUGUGUAUUACGUACAAUUUAUUCAGUACGUAUGUUAUAGAUUAAUAUAUGCAGUGCAACGAGUUUAUUAAAGUGACUUGCAGGAUUGAGUUUCAAACAAUCUUUUUUAACAAUAAUUUAUUCUCGAAUGCAUGUUAAGCCUGACAUUUUGUAUGAUAUAUCAGUUUUAAACAAUUUUUCACCAACGUUUGAUGGAAAAUUGCUUACAUUUUAUGAAUAUAGAUUUUAAUCCCUUAAUAAAAAAAGUUGACAACACUGCUUCAAAUCAUUUGUAUUAGAUUGCGCUACACAAAAUAAGCAAAACUAAAUAUUUUCUGUUACAAAAGUAGUAAAAAUAAAUAGUUUUACGACAACAUGCCAUUUCCAUUGCCUUUCGCGUGUUAAAUUAAAGGUUCCUAUUUUACGGGUUUACUUAUAAAAGCUACGGAAAAAAAUUCUGCAAGAGGAAAUCCAUAUAGGAAUGUGUUUGUUGCUAAUCAAAUGUGUCAGUGGAAGUAAGCGUUAACUGAGACAAUUUUUCUCGAGCAGUUUUAAGGAAAACCGAAGAGUCCUAGACUAAGACACUUUUCUUGAAUUGCAAUUUUAAGCAGAAUGAACUGAUUGGUUUAUUUUUCAACCAUAUGGAAGAUUUAUUGAUUAAAAUCAGUAAAAUAAGCGCCGGAAUUUGUUUUUACGCACAUAUUGUUGACAUUACUCAUACGCUUGCAAAAAGUCUUGCUCCUUAACUAAGGGCAUCGAAAAAGAUGAAGAAUAAAAAUGAAAUCGUUUUCAUUGGGUUUCUCGAAGUAACGUGCUGUAUGCGGACUUAUUUAUUGUGUUCAUAUGACAAACUUAUGCAGAUUUUUAAACUAUAUUUAAGUGAAUUUUCAAGUACUGCGGAAAGUAUCACCUGCAUAAAAAUAGUUGUCUAACGCUUCACUCGAAUUUUAGUUUUCAACUUCGCGCGGAUUUCGCGUGUUUUAGUGUUCGACUUCGCGCGGAUUUCGCGCGUUUUGAUUUUGAAAUUUUUCGUAACAACCCUGUAUAUGCAAUCGGCCCUUACCUGUUGAAUGUUCCUCUUAAUUCCUCUUAAUCUUUCACUGUUCGGUUGUGCGAUAGAAUAAUUGAAACUUUUUGUUCUGGAGAUUUGUCGCUCAAGUAGCUUGUCUGUAACUUUAUUGAAAGCAAAAAUAAAAAAAAAACACGUGUUCUAAAUCUCAGCCAUUUUCCCACAUGAAAUGAAGUAACACUCAUACAAAUGCAAAUUAAGUACCUUUACGCGACAAAAAGCAAACAAACGCAACCACUCAGCAAAACGAAACUAACUAAAAAACGAAGAAGCUUCACCAAAGCAUAGCUUUUUCCUAAAUCAUAAAACCCACUAUUUUACCGAAUCUGAUAGCAACAAAUGCGAGAACGUAAUUUAUUUUUGGUAUUUGAAACGUAAUAACAGUAAGGAUAGCAAAGAUAGGAAAAAUUUGAACCUUAGCGCAGGAACAAGGAUGUAUCGAACAAAACUCAUUUGGCUGUAAACCGUGAAAAGCAGAAGACGACAGGUUCAGGCAACGUGCAACAAAUGCGAUAGAUUAGCGUUGUGAUAAUUUUUACACGAGUUAUUUCAUUAGUUUGAAAUUAGUACCUACACAAAAUUGUACAUAACAAAGAACAGUACAUGUUAUUCAGUGAAACUCUUUCGGAAAUGUAAACAAAAACGAGACCGUUGCAAACAAAAGCGUGAUUUAAGACUAUUUUGCAAUAAAGGCAAAGAAUAAUCUAACCCUCAGAAUAGAAAAUAAUAUCGUGGUAAUUUAAAACAUAAGCAGGUUUUUAUACGAACAAAUGAGUGGAUGAAAGAGAAAUUUUAUUGACUCGCGCAUAAAUACAUAAUUUGCCUAACGUA